GGCCUUGCUAUGAAACUGGAAUUAUCGGAUGGUAACGAGGAAGAAACCUCUGAUGAUAUAAAAGUAAAAGUGUGGACAGAACGAACUAAAACAUGGCUCGAACCCCCAAUACUGGUACAAAAACAUGAGCUGACAAGGUGGAACGGAGAGUUUGAGUUUGAAGACGGAGAGUUGUGGUUACAGGAUGGGUUUUGUGAGAAUUGGAACGAAGUUAACGAUUGUGUUUCUCUGUUAAAGGGGCUGGAAGUAGAUGUGACGUUUGAUAACAUCAAAGUUUUGACCACAUUUGGAUUACAAUUCAGCAUAGAUCCGCUACUAGAAGAAAUAGGAAAGUGGUUUAAAAGCAUUCUCAAUACUGAUAACUUUGGGAAAACGGUAAAUAUGAUUCACAAGCUAAAAAAGCUCGGAUUUUCCGAGGAACAAUUGACAAGCAAAAUUUCAUUAACUCCAGCUGUAAUGGAAUUUGUAAACAAUUCAAGUAGGGAGGAUUUUGCUAACUUAUUGACUGCAGAAUUCAAUGAACUGGACAUGGUCAUUCUGAAAGCUUUGUUCAGGGGCGAAAACAAUCAUUUUGAUAUUUUAUUGAAUACAUCGGCUGAGACAAUGAAGACAGAGGAAGAAUGUCAAAUUAUUCUUGAUCUCCUUCAAGUGAUGCUGUCGUAUGUGCACCCAGAAAUUCUGUGCGUUUUUUCCUUCGAAGUUGACAAUGUAAUUGAGAAAAUGAAGUUCAUUUCUUCAAACAAUGAGGGGCUGCUGCUAUCUGCAUUCAAAUUUCUAGCUCACCUAAAUAAGCUGAAGUCUGAUGGGCUUGGGACUCCCAGGUGCGUGUCUCUGGGGGUGUUACAACGCACCCGAUGUUGGAGGAAGUACUCACUGAAGCAGUUACAAUCUCUGAAAGAUAACGAGAAUAUUAGAUCCUGGCAUUUGGCGGAGAUUGUGUUGGACUGGAUUGAACAGACGGAUCCACCAAGAGGAACAGUCUGUGAACUUCAUGAUUUAGUGCUUCUUAAAUUGGAUAAUGAUGUUAGCAGAUCACCCUAUCCCCAAUAUUAUCGGUAUCGGUACACCAUUGAUGCAGAUUUCAAGCGGUUGUCCCUCAGAGUUGAGCGCUUUGUUAUGGUGCUGUUCAAUUUCUUUACAGAUGGAAUGUAAAUAUUUCCGCACGCAAGGAGGAUAUUAAAGGUCUCGUUGAUUCUUGUAAGGUCCCUGUUAAGGUUAAAGCUUACAAUAGUGAACUUAGCAUAAUCCGUAUUUUACCAUUCUGUUAUUGUGAUCUUCAGUUGGUAAAUAAUUGCAGUGGAAUGGGAACGUUAAACAUAAAAAACUCCUGCUGGAAUACAGAUUAUCGUAUUCAACACUGGUUCAUUAGGGCACAAUAUGAUGACGUAGAAAAACCGUUCUACUCUGUUUUUACACAUACUUACAGUGAGAUUGUUGAUUUUUUGAACAAGCGGUACGAACAGUCACCUAAAGAUUUAUUCAGUCGCUUUUCUAGAUCAUUAGUGUAUUACCUAUUUGGAUGGAGCCCUAUUACUCUUUGUACAUUAAAUUAUGAUUGACCACAAUUCAAACUGUUUUCUCUGGCUUUCAAGUUUUUUUAAAGUUUCUGUUCUGUAUUUACUAAGAAUUUUGUUCGUUCUUAUUCGAUCUGGGGUAAGCUGAUGAAAUUGAAUGAGACGCAUUUUUAAAUAUUUUCUUUCGUCCAUUUUAAAUCUUAUGUUUUGCGUCUUGGUAAAAAGGUUCGGUAUACUUUUUGAUUCCGGUUUUAGAAUUUUGGUUUAACUUAAUUAUUCAUUGAUAACCUUUUAAUCUGACGUGUUGUUUCGAAUCGACCGAUUAUCAUUUCUAGUGCUCUCAACGAGUUUUUACUUUUAUCAAAUGUAGCAUUUUGGAAUAUUUCGAACUAUUGCAGUUCAAAAAUGUAUUUAUAUUUUUGUUAAGCAUUUUUACUACGUAUAGUAUGAAAUAUUUCUGUUGAUAAUAUGAACUAUUCCUUGUGAUACCUUUUUUCAUGACUCAUGAGGUCAUUAAGUUAGUUUCUGUAGUCGAUCUGAAUUUUUUUAUCUCAUAAUUGUUUAUUGAUUCUACC
Messenger RNA from Bolinopsis microptera, 2089 nucleotides. RefSeq lists its product as uncharacterized. The coding region runs from base 10 to 1152 and encodes 380 amino acids. Lineage: Eukaryota; Metazoa; Ctenophora; Tentaculata; Lobata; Bolinopsidae. The transcript is spliced from 3 exons. The record is from RefSeq and is a predicted model, not a curated record.